AUGGGACGACCGGCGAGCAACGGGGCCCCCACCUUCCGGUUUAACCAGGCCGAGGUUAGCGAGAUGGAAGCUAUACUUCAAGCGCACAACUGUGCUGUGCCUGCACGUGAAAUUCUUGAAGCUCUUGCUCAGAAGUUUAGUGCUUCAGCUGAAAGAUCCGGAGUGGUUGAAGUUACGGUGAAACAAGUGUGGAAUUGGUUCCAAAAUAGGCGAUAUGCUAUUAGAGCAAAAGCCUCGAAGACUAUUGUUCCUCCACAGACAAACAUGCCUGCCAUGCCUCGAGAUGAUCCAACUACAGUUAGAACCGCAACUCAGACCCCUCAAACUCAGCCUGCUCCUUCAGCUUCAGUGAAAAAUAUGCCUCAAGUACCCCAUCCUAUUACCGCUCCUUCAGGUAGAUAUUAA
This is a messenger RNA of Fraxinus pennsylvanica, 405 nucleotides long. Lineage: Eukaryota; Viridiplantae; Streptophyta; Magnoliopsida; Lamiales; Oleaceae. The record is from the annotation of a GenBank genome assembly.